Messenger RNA from Camponotus floridanus (Florida carpenter ant), 1173 nucleotides. It is a transcript of the gene Coq7, whose product is annotated as 5-demethoxyubiquinone hydroxylase, mitochondrial. The transcript has 4 exons. Gene Ontology annotation, molecular function: 3-demethoxyubiquinol 3-hydroxylase activity. Gene Ontology annotation, biological process: determination of adult lifespan; regulation of gene expression; ubiquinone biosynthetic process. The record is from RefSeq and is a predicted model, not a curated record. Lineage: Eukaryota; Metazoa; Arthropoda; Insecta; Hymenoptera; Formicidae. Bases 262 to 846 code for a protein of 194 amino acids. Gene Ontology annotation, cellular component: mitochondrial inner membrane; nucleus.
UAAACAGCAGCAGCGAUCCGGGAGAACGCCAACGCCAUAUACAUAUAUAUAAGACUGAAGUAGCACGAUUGGCGGGAAUCGCUGGGGCACGCGUCAUGGCGGACGGCGUACCGUCGCCGCCAUUGGUCGGCGGGACACGUGACGCGCGACUCGACGUAAUGUCGGACGACAUAACCUGUACCCGUCACCGCUCACCGCCCGCCGAGUAAGAGAAACUCUGAGAGAAACGAAACGAAGCGAGUUGUCCCCGACGUUGGAAAAAUGUUACACAUCAGAGCAGUGGGAGUGCGAAUGGCCAGCACAUCAGCGGCCACAAGCGCAACUGGGAAGAUACUGGAUUCGAUAAUAAGAGUCGACCAUGCUGGCGAAUUGGGAGCGGAUAGAAUAUACGCCGGACAAAUGGCCGUAUUAGGCAAGACGACGGUCGGACCGACGAUACAACACAUGUGGGAUCAAGAGAAACGACAUCGCGCCAAGUUUGAGGAACUAAUUCGCAAGUACCGGGUCAGACCCACUGUUCUUACGCCGCUAUGGAAUAUCGCCGGUUUCGCCCUAGGUGCUGGUACUGCUCUCAUGGGUGAAAAAGCAGCAAUGGCAUGCACCGUGGCGGUGGAAACCGUGAUCGUCGAACACUACAACGAUCAGUUACGCACAUUGAUGGAGGACAAGGACAGGAACAUAGAUGAGGAGAUACUCGAGACCAUCAAAAAAUUUCGCGACGAAGAACAGGAGCAUCAUGAUACGGGCAUAGAUCAUGGCGCAGAACAAGCGCCUUUUUAUCAAGCUUUAACGAAUGUGAUCAAGUUUGGUUGUAAAACGGCUAUAUCCAUUUCCAAAGUGAUAUGAAUGCAUUCCCCAUUAAACAGAAUAUUAUUGUAGAUAUUGUAAAUUAUAAUUAAGUAGGGUCCUUGAUAUCCUGGCGGGCACGAGCACACACCCGGUGCCGUGCAAUUACCACCAUUCAUACACUUUGGAUAACAAAGCGCUUUGUUGCAAUGAGGUGGCCCUAGAUAACCAUCCGGACAAGGACCAGGAUUAGGCUCUGUAAGAAAUACAUCAAAGUUAAAAGAAAUAUAUAUUGCUGCAGUACACCUAUAUACACACACACAUAUGUAUUCAACAAUUCAAAUCUCUGUAUAAAUUCUAUUAAAAACAGAAUAUUCUAGUAACAGA